This is a messenger RNA of Cryphonectria parasitica EP155, 1971 nucleotides long. RefSeq lists its product as uncharacterized. Lineage: Eukaryota; Fungi; Ascomycota; Sordariomycetes; Diaporthales; Cryphonectriaceae. The transcript has 2 exons. The record is from RefSeq and is a predicted model, not a curated record. Gene Ontology annotation, molecular function: protein binding. Bases 1 to 1950 code for a protein of 649 amino acids.
AUGCUCGACACUCUACCUGACGACAUCCUUUAUAUCGUCUUCUCUCAUCUAGAAUCGGCAAAUGCCAUUCGAGCUCUGUCUCUCACCAGCAGGCGCCUCAGGAAUACCAUUCAAGCCAAAGACGAGGGCUGGCGCAUCUUCGUCCGCUCUCGCUUCCCAUCCAUACCUUUGCCGUCGCUCUCCUCCUCUUCGCCUUACACAUGGCAUCAUCUCGCCGACUCCCUGACCUGGCAGGACCGUGCCUGGGCGCGCCGUUCUCUGACCUUCCAAGCCAUGUUUCCCAGACCAAUACCACGUCAGCGUACCCACAGACUGCGCACUCCGGCUCCUUUCCAUCCAGUGCUGGAUGCCCGUCUUGAUUUUACCACAGGGGAGGAGCUGGUCAUAUGGGGCGCAGGCGAGGACCUCAUCGCGCGCAGGAGACAGGGCAGUUCUGGUGGUCCUUCUGCGUCUUCAGAGGGGACGGUCUGGCACCAGAUCGUCGGAGGGGAUGUGGGCCACAGGGCCGGACCUGACGACUUCAAGACCAUGUCCAUUAUCGAGGACGUGACGUGGGGUGUCGUAACAGGACGGUACAAUGGGCAGUUGACGCUCUUGAGUGCCGGUGCGGGCAGCUUUGGAGAAAGCAUCGCAGACUUCCACCCUCGAUACCUUGAGGAGAGGCCUGCUAAGUGGAGGCAGGAUACGGUCAACUCUGUCGACAUCCUCCGCCGCAGGAAUCUCAUGGCCUCUACUUCCAAGUCUGGCGUCUUUCUCUACCAGCUGCCCGGAGACCCCGGUGCUACUGUUGCGCCGUCGUCUUAUCUCGACCUGGCUGCUGAGCACGGGGACGCUUCUCAAGUGACUGUAUACCAGGCCAAGUGGAUGGGAGAAGAAGAAGGAGUUCUUGCGCUUGGCCUCUCAGGCACGGCUCCUGCAUUGAAGUAUGCGAGGCUCACCCCGACAGGACUUGCAGAUGUCACGGCCGUGAAGACCCCCCUUGUUGAAGACACGUCCAACAUUAAGCGCUAUGACAGCAAGCUCUGCCACAGGUCCCUGACACCCGUCGAUGCGUCGUCGAUCGCUGGAGGAAGAGGCGCGAACCUACUUCUCAGUGCCUGGCGCGAUGGCAUGAUACGUCUACAGGACAUCCGCACCCCGUCGCCCCUAGACUCUGUGUUUUGCGACAACAUUGAUCCGCUAUCCUCGCCCGACGCACUGCUCCCCUUUGGCACAACUCAUUUCGUAGCCGGCUAUGGCGGCGGUAGCGGUACCACCGUCAAGAUCUUCGACUUCCGCUGGCCGCGGCAGUACCACCACACUACGGCACUACCCUGCGGACCCGAAUCGCCGAAACCCAAACCCGGCCAAGCGUUCCUCGCCCCGCCACGCGAUGAUCCAGGCACAUGGGCCUUGGCGUGUGACCAUGUCGCCGGGCGUACGUGUCGCUGGCACAAGCUGUCGCGGAGCCUGUUCUACCGGCCGAAUGCCAACUUCCUCAUCUCCAAGGCUCUGCCUCGCUCGGCUGCAUACUCUAGCAUCUGGAGCAUGGCGCGUGCCUCGCCGCUCUCGCCCAACUUCUACAUCGGCGUUGGGGGUGGCAUCGUGGAGGCGAGCCUCGCCGUAGCAGCCUCUUCUGAGAAGUUUUCCUCCGGCCUGGAGGUCGACCCGCACUUCGGGCACAGCUCAGCUGUGUCGUGGGGCGGCGGCCCUGGCGGCGGGCCUGACGAUGUGAUGGGCGCGCAGUACAGGAGGCACGCAGUCGAGGCGUCGCUGAUGGAGACGGGCGAUGGGCUGUAUGAUGAGCGGAAUGAGAGCAUGAUCAGGUUUCCACCGGUCCGGCUCCGGGGUGGAACUGGGUAUGAGGAGCGGAGAGCAUGCGAUGGGAUGCCGGAUAGGCUCUUACGCAUUCACCGGCUCGAUCCAGCAUAUCGACUACAAGCUGACUUUUUCGGCAGACCAUUUCCAUGAAAGAAAAAAAGAUAUUUAUCG